This is a messenger RNA of Linum trigynum, 3101 nucleotides long. The record is from the annotation of a GenBank genome assembly. Lineage: Eukaryota; Viridiplantae; Streptophyta; Magnoliopsida; Malpighiales; Linaceae.
CCCAAUGUAACAAACAUUAAACAAGGGAUCAUUAAGAAUUUUAAAAAAAACAUACUUAUCGUGGAAACUGCUACAGUUCUACAUUUACGAUAGAACUAGAAUUAUAAUUCCACCGUCUGAUUCAUAUUGAUCUAAAACUCUUUGAAAUCAUCACCACAAUCACAACCGUUACUUAACUCCAACACCAAGUACCACCACGACAUACGAAUUUUCCCUCUCUGUCUCUCUCCCUACCUAUGACCAUUUUCUCUCCACAAUUAGCUUCUUUCUUUCUUCCAAACCCCCCCUAUUGUCUAAAAAUACCCUUCCAACAGAAAAAUCCGUUACCUCUUUUUUUAUGUGUCCUUGGUCUCCUCCCAUUUCUCCUCAUCUCCCAUUUCCCUUUUGCCCCUCGUUUCCAUUCAUUUCGCACUAACACAAGAAGAAAAAAGAACCAGAAACCAAAAAUCUCUGCCCCCAUACCCAAAAAAACUCUCCCCGGCACAACCUCACCCGCCGGCAACGCGGCUGCCCCAAAAACACUCUCCCCCUCUCAUCGCAUCAAUAUGAGCAACACCACCCACAGCACCAAUAACACCACCACCACCAUUUCCGUCGCUAAUACAUCAACAAGCAACAAUAGCUACAACAAAACCGACGCCAAACACAGAAUUGGCAACAACAACAACAAUAGCAACGGGUCGACCCCGGCUUGCGCGGCGUGCAAGUACCAACGCAGGAAGUGCGCCCCUGACUGCGUCCUGGCCCCUUAUUUCCCACACGACCGCCAGCGCCAGUUCUUGAAUGCGCACAAGCUGUUCGGGGUGAGGAAGAUCACCAAAAUCAUCGAGAAUCUCUCCACCCCGGCCGAGAAGGACGAGGCGAUGCGUGCCAUCAUAAUCCAAUCCGAUGUUCGAGCCAGCGACCCCGUGGGUGGCUGUUACAGGAUCAUACGGGAGCUGCAGCGCCAGAUCGAGUACGGCGAGGCUGAAUUGGCACUCGUCCUUCAUCAGCUCCACAUUUGCCGCCAACAACAACAACAACAACAGGAGCAUCAACAACAGCAGGAUCCCCAGCAGCAGCAGCAGCAGAGCACGAUGGAGAGCAACAUUGAUUCGGCGAUGAUGGCCGUGGGGUGUCUGGAUGUUUACAGUGAUCCAAUGUUGUUGCAGUUUCAUUGCGGUCAGCAGCAGGCACAACAACAGUCUGAUCAGCAUGAAGAACAAGAUCAGCAACAACUACAACAACAUCAGCAUCAUCACCACCACCAUCACCACCAUCACCAUGAGAAUCAUGAACUGCUUCAUCAGCAUCAUCAUGGGUAUGUUAUUCAGGAGGCGUUGCAGGAUGGAGGAAGCGUGAAUUCGUGGGGGAUGGCUGUUGGUGGGUGAUUUGAUGAUUGCAGGCCUGCAGAUGUUAGUAGUAUGUAGAGUAUAUUGAAUUGAAUACUAUAUAGAUUUAUGAAUAUGAUGUUGAAAUUUAAGCUAUAUCCCAAGUGUUGGAAAAAGCAGAAGUUAUAGUUUUGAUAGGAAAUUUCCAAACUUUUUAUUAUUUCCCAUUCAUCAUAUGGUAAUAUGGGCUUUCAAGCAGAGCAUCCAGAUGAAAUGGAAAGUUUCAAAAAGUGGGAGUUGGAAGGAAUUUCAGAAAGUGCCUUACCAUGGAGAUUCGAUUUUCUUUCUUUAUCACGGAGUUCCACUUCCAUUGUUGAGACUCAAGAGCACCAGCAAUCAAAAGGGAAACCCAGAAACUAUAAAUGUUCGUUGACAAAAGGCGUUCUAUCUAACAGUCUUUUUAUCGAACACUUCUCGUGCAUCAACCAUCCGUCGUCCUCUUCUUCGUAACCAAUCAAGCCAUUCGAAGACGUGAAGCUGGUCCUGACCAAAACCACAUCUAAACCAUGAAGAUGAACAAUCUGAUACGGCCUAGAGAUCCUAGUAAUUACCACGAAUCUACAUGCCGGGAAUCGCCUAAGGGAUAGUUAAACCGUCACCCUAAAGUUCCAAAAUCUCUCAGUACAAAUUCAGACUUCAGAGUAUUUCCAUACUGCUGAAGCCACGCAUUAGCUUUCAGAAUCGAACUCCAUAGCGAUCAUAUUCCCAAAAGCGAAGAGCAGAAACAUGGCGCAUGGAAGCGAGAAGUUUCAUGCCGAAAGAGCAGAGGUGAAGGAAGAGUGUUUCCUUUCCUUCCUCCUCCGGCCGAAAGCUGGUCUGGUUCAGAGAGCUUGGAAAAUUUUUGGGGCAUUUUUGGCGGCAAAUGCGGAUCGGAAAAUUGAUUCGGGGCCUCUUGGCCCAAUGGGAUUGUCCAAUGUCAAGCAAGGUGUGCAAAUUCUUGUUUUGGACUGAGGUUGAGCCCAGUAAGGUGGUAAUUUACAUCUAUCGGGAUUAAACUUGUGACCGGUGGUAACCAAAGUAUUACUACGAGAAAUUUUACAAUGCUAUAUAGUAUUGGUGCUAUAGGUUUUUGUCUUUAUGGUACAAUUUGAAAUUGUACAUUUAAUAUUAUGGUACAAUUUCAGAUUGUACUUAUACUUUUUGUACAAAUUCUUUUAUGGUACAACUUGAACUUGUAUCUUUAUGUGAUGAUACAACUUCAAGUUGUAAAGUUGUACCAUAACAUAAUGAUACAAAUUCCUUUAUGGUACAACCUAAACUUAUACAUUUAAUGUUAUGGUACAAUUUCAAGUUGUACAUUAAAGCACUAAUACUAUAUAACAUAGUAGCAGUGCUCAUAUUAAUACUACAAAACAAAAUGAUCCAUCUGUUAGUGGCUUAGUGCUAGACAUUAGUGGUGUUAUUCCAAGGAUACAUUUUUUUUAAUCUAAUCUAUUUCUUGAAGCUUCCCUCUUAAUACGUCAUGUGUCAUUACCGUAUUUAGUGCUUUGUAUCCUUCUACGGUCUAGUUCCUCAACUGUAUCUUUUGGUACUAGAGGUCGCAAGGCACAUUACAUGAAUUCAGCUGUAGUAUUGUAUUUUCAUCAUUGAUGAUGUCAUAUUUGAUGAUAAAAAUACUUAUUUCAAAAUUUUAGAAAAUUUAUAUAGAAUAGUUUGUCUUAAUUAAUUAUUACUAACAACAUAAGAAAGAAAAAAAAAUUGUAGAUAAAAUAAUGAAAUAUACUCUUAACG